AAACAAAUUCUUUCAGGAUAUUAAAUCGUUCCAUAGUUCUCUCCAGCAUUGCCGAGCCAGCAUUGUGCGGAGCUAAUUGUUUUUAUUUUCCCGAGGUAUUCUUCGAACUGUUUCCUGCAACUAAAACGGCGAAACUAUUAUCUGCAAAGAAUGGCAAACAUGGACCAGCUCAAGGAUGUCAUUGAUCGUGCCGCCUUGGGCAGCAGGCGUCCCUCGGUGACCUCUACGAUGCUCGAAACGACACUUUUCUCAACAUUUCUAUCUUCAAACAUCCCCCACCUCCGAGCUCGAUUGAUUCCACCGGCUCCCCAGAAACUGAUGUUAAGCACGUCAACACGGAAUCCUUCGCUGACAAAGUCAAACGCUACAACUUAACUGCCGGCAUGACAAUAAAAAUGCUAUCCGGGCUCCUCGGCAGUGUCGAAGGUUCCGGAAAACUCCUGUCGAACGAAUCUUCUUCCACCAAGAUCACUCGAAGCACCAUGAUGUACUCGAUAAGGACGAAGGUCGAGCUAUUAAAAAUUUACGAUGAGCAGCUACAAUCCUGCAUUUCCGAGCAGGCCCUCCUCUCCGCGUCGGACGAGGAAUGUGGCGCGACCCACAUUGUCGUGCGGAUCGAUUGGGGCGCUAAGGUCGUCGUCAGUAUUGAAGACAACACGGAAAGUGAUGGGAACCAGUCGGAGUCAAAAUUGAAAUUGGACGGACAGCUGAGCAAAUUAUUUUCCCAACUUGACGUCGGAGCCAAGGUGGCGCGAGACAAUGAGGUCAAAAUCGACAAUCAAUUAAAGUCAUACUCCGUCAAGUUGUAUGGCGAUAUCAUGCCAAAAUCUGGGACCGGGUGGGAUCAAGUGCAAAACUUGAUGUCUAAUAUUUCUACCCUUUUGCAAGAAUCUAAUCAAGGAAAGGGACGACCCGUUAUGUAUGGGUUAAUUCCGAUUAGCGUGGUUCAAAACAUCUUCAAUGUUCGGAAGUCAAAUUUCCUCUGGAUUCAGAUCGACAAGGAUAUUGUCGAAAGUUUUGUCGCAGUGUUUGAUAAGAUCAAGAAUUUGAAGGAGGUCAUGACCGACUUUCUGGAUGAGAUGGACGUACUUAAAGGGUGGUUAUCGGAUACAGAUAAGAAAACUGCGGAUAUGAUCAAUGAGGCCUUGCAGGAAUCAUGUAAUCAAGAUCGAACUAAAAACUACCUUCCUAGCCGUUCAAAAGGGUGCUUCGUCAAUUGAAGAGUUGGAGAAGCUCCGGAGCAAGUACGCAAUUCAAAAUUGUGACGAGUUUAGGAAAGCGGAAGAAUUUGUGACUAAUCGGGGCCAUGGAAUAGGCUACUACUUGUCACGAGCGAAACUAUUUAUUGCGAAUAAAAUUGAAUUUUUGGAGCCCGGGAAAUCGAUCGAUACCGCAGCACAAGAAUCCAAAGGCUUUGGACGCACGUACAUCUUAAUUUGUGGGAGGGAUAAUGACCUCUUAAAGCCGUCCCAACUGUAUACCGAGACGGUCGCUUUUUUUGUCGAGCUGGCCAAGUCCAGUUUGAAUUCGGCGGUACAUAUUGCCACCAAGGACGAGGUGAAGCCACGCUUCUUUUUUGUGGAUGGCCGAAUGCAUGCAAACCUCCCGUUUGAAGAUGCCCGCCAUCUCGCGGUUCACUAUUAUCGGGGAAACUAUGUGCAAUCGAAAGAUUAUUUCGGUGACUAUAGUACUAUUCCGAUUGUUGGAAAAUAUGAGCUUGUAGACAAUGGGGGGUACGAAGACAUUUUAAUCGCCACAGAUUUUGGCUGGUUUCAACGCAAAGCAAUUCUGGCUUCAUACAUGACGGUCACAAUUUCUGAGGAUGACGGACGCUACACGGUGGAAAUCGUGACCAGUGUGGGCACCGUGACGAACAAGUUCCGUCUCAAUGAGCCCUUCUCAGAAAUGACUGCGGAUGGAUUGACUGCCGAUUCCGUCGUAGUUCGGGAGGGUACUUCGCUUAUCCACGUGCAAACUUUGCAAAAUCCGGGAAGUCAGAGCCCAAAGCGACACACCAUUCGGACAUUUACAAAGAAGGAAAUGGCUGUCCAUUUAACGGCGAACGGCGCCAGGGCCACCAGACUUUUUAACCGGGUGUAAAAAUCCAAAUUUUCAAUAAAGGAGAAAUUCUAGCGAUGUCUAAAUUUGCAUGAUUAAUAUUUUUGCGUAAUAUAAUACACUUAUGCAGGUUACAACAUCUAAAGCUGUAUGUAAUGCUAUUGUUCCGUAGAAAGUGCAUGAGAUGACCAAACGGUCAAAGCAUACAUUCAUAUUUAUUGGAAGUUUUACAAUUCUAAAAUAUCUUAACCUUUUCAAUUAAUGUGUAAAAUAUUUAGUAAAUAAAGAAAUAGGCGUAUUCACGUCGACGUGUUAUUUA
Folsomia candida is the source of this 2377-nucleotide messenger RNA. RefSeq lists its product as uncharacterized. The transcript is spliced from 4 exons. Gene Ontology annotation, molecular function: fatty acid binding. NCBI's taxonomy places the organism in Eukaryota, Metazoa, Arthropoda, Collembola, Entomobryomorpha, Isotomidae. Bases 1138 to 2100 code for a protein of 320 amino acids. The record is from RefSeq and is a predicted model, not a curated record. Gene Ontology annotation, cellular component: cytosol; nucleus. Gene Ontology annotation, biological process: fatty acid transport.